Messenger RNA from Dipodomys ordii (Ord's kangaroo rat), 889 nucleotides. RefSeq names its product metallo-beta-lactamase domain containing 2 (gene Mblac2). The record is from RefSeq and is a predicted model, not a curated record. NCBI's taxonomy places the organism in Eukaryota, Metazoa, Chordata, Mammalia, Rodentia, Heteromyidae. The transcript has 2 exons. Bases 24 to 869 code for a protein of 281 amino acids.
GGCCGGCCGCACCCCUGCCCAGCAUGUCGGCGCUCGAGUGGUACGCCCACAAGUCGCUGGGCGACGGCAUCUUCUGGAUCCAAGAACGCUUCUACGAGUCGGGCAACCGCGCCAACAUCUGGCUGGUGCGCGGCUCCGAGCAGGACGUGGUGAUCGACACGGGCCUGGGGCUGCGCAGCCUCCCGGAAUACCUGUACUCCUCGGGCCUGUUGCAGGACUGCGGGGCCAAGGAGGAGGAGGACGCGGCCCGCCGGCCGCUGCUGGCCGUGGCCACCCACGUGCACUUCGACCACUCGGGCGGCCUCUACCAGUUCGACCAGGUGGCCGUGCACCACGCCGAGGCCGAGGCCCUGGCCCGCGGGGACAACUUUGAGACGGUGACCUGGCUCUCCGACAGCGAGGUGGUGCGGGCGCCCAGCCCCGGCUGGAGGGCCAGGCAGUUCCGGGUGCAGGCGGUGCAGCCCACCCUGGUCCUGCAGGAUGGGGAUGUGAUCAACCUUGGUGACAGACAGCUCACUGUCAUGCACAUGCCAGGUCACUCCAGAGGUAGUAUUUGCUUGCAUGACAAAGACCGAAAGAUUCUCUUCAGUGGAGAUGUCGUGUACGAUGGAUCACUGAUUGACUGGCUCCCAUACAGCAGGAUAAGUGACUAUGUUGGCACUUGCGAACGUCUGAUAGAAUUAGUGGACAGAGGUCUGGUGGAGAAGGUGCUUCCUGGCCACUUCAAUACCUUUGGUGCCGAAAGGCUUUUUCGAUUGGCUUCUAACUAUAUUUCAAAAGCUGGGAUAUGUCACAAAGUGUCUACAUUUGCCAUGAGAUCUCUUGCAAGUCUAGCCUUACGUGUAACAAAUUCUAGGACCUCACCCUAAUAUACAUAUAUAUAUAUAUA